Anopheles cruzii is the source of this 1653-nucleotide messenger RNA. Its product is annotated as piggyBac transposable element-derived protein 3-like. The transcript has 2 exons. NCBI's taxonomy places the organism in Eukaryota, Metazoa, Arthropoda, Insecta, Diptera, Culicidae. The record is from RefSeq and is a predicted model, not a curated record. Bases 1 to 1653 code for a protein of 550 amino acids.
AUGAGCGGUGAACUAAAAAACAUUAAUCUGUGGGUAGAAGAGGAAGCGGAAUAUCUGUUGGACGAUGAGGAUAUUAAAGCUGAAGAGGUGGACUACAUUGAAGAGUAUGUCGAUUUCAGCGACGAGCAAGGCCUUGUUCAGUACGAAUCGAUUGUGAUAGAAGAUGUGCCACAUGAGCUUAACUUCGAGAGUCCCAUUUGGUCCAACGAACGCCCGUCGAACGUGGAUAAUAGCUCGUCCGGGGGUGGUCGCAAGAUUGCCCAAUCUCGUUCCGGCCCAUUGGGGUUAGCCAAGUUGGCGAAAACACCUUCCGAAUGUUUGUUCCUGUUUCUCGAUCCUGACGUGAUCGCCACCAUAACAGAGUACACGAAUGAGAAGAUUAAGGAAGAGCAAAGCAACUAUACUCGAGAUCGUGACGCUAACCCAACCGAUGAAGCAGAAAUUUUGGCAGUUCUCGGGAUUCUGUUCAUUGCUGGCACCAUUGGGUCCGGUAGACAAAAUAUAAACUAUUUGUUCGACAGCAAAAAGGGAACGGGCAUGGAGGCUGUUUACCUCACUAUGACCGUACAUCGGUUUCAUUUUGUGCUCAGAAGUUUACGCUUCGACGAUCCAGUAACUGCUGCUGACGACCUGGAAGCGGACAAACUAGCGCCGAUAAGAGCCAUUUACGAGCGAAUUGUGAACAAUUUUCACAAGUAUUACCGACCGACCCGCCACCUAGCAUUGGAUGAGCAAAUAACGUUCUUCAAAGGAGUCUGCGACUUUCGUGUUAACUUCCCGAUUCCACAGAAUCGGUCAGGUUUUAAGUUCCACCUAUUGGUUGAUUGUACCAUUCCGUACACAUGCAAUAUGGAGAUCUUUUUACCGAACAAUCAUGAGCCCUACAACUUGAGCAAUGCGCCGGAAGACGUUGCCCUACGAAUGACGGAAUCAGUACAGGGCAAAAACAAGAUCGUUACGUUAGGUGCCAAUUUUGCUACAUUGGAAGUGAUCAAAAAACUGCACGAAAAACGCACGAUGACCAUAGGCGAAGUGAAUAAGAGUUGUCCGAGUAUCCCCAAAGCAUUUAAAGUUGCCAAAAGGCACGAGGACAGUAGCACACUGGUCGCAUACCACGAAUCGGUAAAGCUCAUUUCGCACGUUUCCAAGCGCCGUGGCUUGUGCAUUCUUAUGUCAUCGCACGAUACAGGAGAAGACGAUGAGCAGACCGACAAAGUGGAAGAAGAGACUGAUAGUUCAGUUGCACCUGAACCAAAACUGGUAACGCAGUACAACCAGUACAAAAAUGUGGUAAAAACCAUACAACAAAUGUGCUCGAUGUACGACACUAGCCGCAGUACCCGUCGCUGGCCGCUGAUGAUUUUCUUCAAUCUCAUGAACUUGAGCUCCAUCAAUGCAUGGUGUAUUUACCGGUUAAAUCUCCCAGAAAGCAACGUAAACCGUAGAGAUUUUCUGGUCGACAUGGCAUUGGAGAUGAUACGCCCCCAUGCAAGGCGUCGAUUGGAUAGUAAAGCGCUACCCCGAACGCUAAAAACGCGGCUCGGCAUGUUCCUCGGAGUGGCCCCUGAGGAAUACGAAGAUCGUGAGGUCUACCGCGAGCUCGUGUGCGACACGAUUAUUGGUUUCUCCUCACAACACAUGUUUGCACUGUGA